Porites lobata is the source of this 18886-nucleotide messenger RNA. The record is from the annotation of a GenBank genome assembly. NCBI's taxonomy places the organism in Eukaryota, Metazoa, Cnidaria, Anthozoa, Scleractinia, Poritidae.
ACUACUCUUUGAUGUUUAAAAAAUGUUAUUCAGAGCAGGUGGAUUCCAAGAUCGUUUUAUUUAAGCAGCGAAAAACAAGUUAUGUCUGCAAGAAAUAAGAAAUUUGAACGUGAACGAGGGGCGCUCAGUUCUAGCUCCACUGAGAAUCUCACAUCAAAGAAACUGAACUCUUCAAAGGCCAGCCGACCGAGCUCUGCAGACUUCACCAAAUAUUCAGCGAGAUCAAAUGCAAGUUUGGUAAGUUUUAUGUUCCUUAGUCCUUGCACACACACUUCAUGUCAUGAACUCAGAUUGAAUCUCAUGUCAAAAUUUUGUGUAGUACAUUAAAGAGAUUGUACUCUAAAUUUAGAUUACAAUACAAAAUUUGACGUAAUGAAUUUUUUUCCCUCUGUCCGUGUACAUUGAUGCAUGUAUGCGAUGUUUUUACGUACCAUUUGUGCAGGUGAUUUAGUAUAUUGAAAAGUAGCUGGUAGCUUUAGAGGUGUUGUAAACCAAAACGAGGAAAGGAGAGCAGGGCCCAGUUGUUCGAAGGCCGAUCAGUGCUAACCCGGGGUUAAAGUUUAAUCCGGAUUUCUUUUUCUUUUGUUCAAAAGCAUUUUCUCGGAUAAUUUUGUGUAUUUUUUUUAGUGCAUCCAGUCAUCAAAACUGUAGACAAAAAGAAUUAAACUGAAUUUGCAUCUUAAGCGUUCAUAUCUGAAUUCAAAUUUUGCACUAACCCUGGGUUAUCUUAACCCAGCUUUGAACAACCAGGCCCAGGUUACCAGCACGGGGAAUGGAAUAAACUAUGAAAAAUGAAGACAAAACCUAUGAAUGUAAACCACAGCUCCAUCAGCGACUUCGCUACCCAUUAUUUUGUCUGUUUUGUUCCCAUUUUUUCAUUUUUCCAUUCCCUGUGCUCAUGAUCUGUUCCCCAUUCCCUGUUUUAUUGCAACAUUUUACCUUCAGACUAAAGGAGAUAUCAACCCUCAAACUAUCAGGGCCACCCUGUCUGAAAACACAGACAUGGGUGUCCAAAGAAGUGCUUGACUAAAAGAUGUAGUUCUAAAGGUGGUAUUUAUUUAUUUAUUUAUUUUUCGGGGGCCGAGGGGGGGUGUUGGGGUCACAAGAUAGAGGUAAGAUUAUUUUUUUGGAGAGGAGAUGACUGAACUGUGCCUUUAGGAAAUAAAUACAGCUGAUGAUGAUGAGGAUAAACUUGAAAAAAAAAUAAUCUGGUAUGUUUGGGGGGAAUGGUUUAAAGGCAGAGACUUUUUGCAGUACAAACUUAAGAUUUUAAGUGUUUUACUUUAUCAGGUAGUUGGAAUGAUCUAGUGUUUUUUCGUGAAAAAUAAUAUUACUCUCUGCUGUGUUUUUAAAUUAUUUUUGACAGGAGUCGGAAGCAAGUGACUUUUUGUCAGUGACAGGGAAAGGCAAAAUUCCUAAAACAUCUGGACAGCAUAAAAGAAGUAAGGGUCCUCUCGCAAAACAAAUUUAAUUAGAAAGGAAAAGGUUAGAUAUCCAGGGAAACAUAUCUGUUUUUAACUUAUGAAUAAAGUAAGGGAUAUAUUUGGGCUUGUGACAAAAUGCUCCCUCUGUGAUUGUAUCCAAUAUGUGCAAAUAAAUCACCAGCUUAAUCAAAUCACCACCAAAACAAAGCUCGGAAUAAUAUUUUUCCUCAGAUAUGUUACUUUAUCCAUUCCUAAACUGAAAACAUCCGUUAAAUGAAUCGCGACAUCUGUGUUUGAAUGAUUACUCUGAAUUUUAGAUGUUAGUGCUUGGCACUUUCCAAACCGUUCAACUUAAGUUUGAAAGCAGAAAAUAAUGAUCAAUUUUUCUAGACAAAUAUUCAAUACUUUCAAUCUGGACGAGUACCUUAAUACUUCGUAAUUUGCAGAUGAGAAAAGUCACGCGAUAUGUUUACUGUAUAGGCCAUUGAACCCGAGUUGAAUUUGCAUGCAAACUUGCCUUUUUCCAAUGUGGCGUUCAACACACAUAUUUCUAUUUCGUAGUUGUUACAAAGUUGGCUGUGUAACUAACAGUCUUAACAUUUCUUUUCACAUAAAUUUGCAGAACAGAUUGUCACAGAAUAGCGGCUGCAUGUAGGCACAUUUCUUCCAUUACAGUGGCGUCAGGUUACAAAUCAAACUAUAACCCUAACCCAGACACCCUAACCCUAACCUUAAGUUAUUACAAGUGUAAUUGUAUAAACUUCCAUACCCUCCUCUGAGUUUCACACCUUUCUUAAUUGUCCUUUCAAGGUGGAAGCGCAGGCUUUGUUAGGUCACAGGUCAAUGAAGUUUAUGUAUCUGCUAGCGACAGUGACAGUGCACGGACAAGUGGUAGCUCAGGAGCCAGGAGAAAAGCUCCAAAAAAACCAAAAGCAACAAGGUACAGAUCUAUGUACAGAUCUAUGUUGGAUGUUGUUUACAGAUGCAAGACAUGAUGAAGAUGCUUAUUGCAUAUUUAUUUUUAAAUACAGAGUGUCAGUGAAUUGGAAUGUGUGAAGUAGUGACCCAACCUCAACUUUGUAAAUUUAACCUGUCUAAGUAUUUCUUUUCUUUGUUAAAAACUCAUUAUUUUCUGUUAUUCUUAGGUUGUCUGAGGAUCAUAUUCCUCUCAUUAUGUCCCAAGCUAAAGCUCGUGCUAAACCUAAACUGGCCACUACUUUUCAGGCAAGUAUUGGCCCUUUUAUCACUAAAGAAAUCCUCUCCUAAAAUGUUAACUGGCCAAAACUCUGUCAUAUUCCUCAUUCGUGUUAGUACUGUAGGUGAUUUUGCAGCUCUCGAAUUUUCCUUGCACCUGGCAAGUCUUACAUGUAAUUUUCCUUUUUUAACAAUUUAGUUGGUAUACAACUUGCCUGGGGCCCUUGACCUUCAGGCAAAUGAGAAUGAAAAGUUUCUUGCCCAGCAGGAGAUUCCACUUGUGUGGUUGACCAGAUAACACUUUUUUUGGGCCCUGGUUUUGAUUUGGGGUUGUUAUCUUUAAAAAUGUGUUUGAAACUUGCAGACUGUAGUGUUCUCUUCCUUUCACUAUCAUUAUUAUGAUCAGCAUCAUCAUCAUUAUUAUUAUUUUAUUAAAUUCCCGCAGCGCCAUAAUAAUGCUGCUAAUGCCAAUCAGGUUGCCUUGCCAGACAGGCCAUCAGCAACAUCACAGAACACGUUAGAACCAGAUGAGGUAGAAGAAUGGUGGCAGGCUCUUAGUGAUCCUGCUCCAGUCCCUCCUUUGUUUUUACAGUCCCCUACUGAAUCAAGCCGGGAGCAUAACUGGUGGACUGGUGCACACAAUACUAGCAACCAAGCUGAUAAAAACUUUACGCAAGAUGAUGUUGAGAACUUACGGACUGUCACUAAUAAUCUAGACCACAAUAUUACUGAUUUUGACAUGGUUGAAGGGAACUCUCGAAUCAAGCCCAACAGAUCAAUAUCAAAAAGGGACGAUAUUCCUAAAUUGUUUCUUGAUGAACUCAUUGAGGAUGAGAGUGAGAGCAAGAGAAGAAAGGCGGCUGUGAACAUUCAGAGGUGGUAUCGUGGAUGGAAAACGAGGAAAGAACUUAAUGGACAGAAUGCCAUCAAACAGCUGUUGAGUCAGAAGAAAUCAGAAAAGGAGACCCAGCUCUUCAGUGCAAAGACUGAGGUCCUGAACAAGUUGUAAUUAAUUGAUUUUGUUGUUUUGAUUAGUUUCUUACCUUGUCCAGUUUUUCUGUCCUUAUUUUUUGCGAACACUCAUCUAGUGUGACGAAAGUUGCUUUUCGGAAUCAAAACUAUCGGUAUCUUUGCUAAGUCAUCGUUCAACAACUUCUUGAUGCCUUUGUUAGUUUCAUUGACACUGAGCACCAAGAUCAACACUUAAAAGGGACACAGUCAGCUAUGAUACUGCACUGACCUGCACACUAGUUUUGCCAGUAUGAAAAGUGUUUACCUCAACCCGAAAGCAAAUGAUAUGCGUCAAAUGAGUGCUCUCAUAUGACUUAGGGUCUAUAAUCACAGUUUUGUUUGCCAUUAGUUCAAUUCCACAGGGUUUGUUUAGAUAUUCCAGAUGCACUUCUCACUUUCUGUUUCAUGUGUGUUUCUUAUGAUAUGCAAAUCAGCUGAGAAAAUAUGGUAUCUAAUGUGCAUGUGCAUCAGUUGACUGUAUCCCUUUAAAGUAGAAGGGUAAAACAGACCACAGAAAUCUGAUGCCAUUUCCCUUUCCUCAGUCUGGACAAGGUUGGUUUUGGACUGUUGGCUACCUACUAGGACAUUAAAAUUAAUAAUAAUAACUCUACAAUGUUCGUACAAACCAAUCGUAUUUUACAAGGAAAAUAUUUCACUUGAGAAAAAUACUAAGAAAGGUGUCAAAAGUUUGUUUAGUAAAGAAUUUUUUUAAUUUGACAGGUAAAUAUUUUGAUUUGGGACUUAACAAGAUUUGGUAACAAUACACCAGCACUCAUCUACUGGCUUAUUAGUGCAACAGUAAAACUCAAACCACUUUUUCUACAACAUUGUACUUUUAGGAAGAACACAGAGAGCAAAAAGAAGAAGAAAAGAGAAAAAGGAGAGAAGAGAAAGCAAGGUUGGCAAGACAGGCAGCAAUAGAAGAGCUUCAGAAAAAGAGAGAUGAAAAAAGGCAGGAGAAUCAGAGAAAAGCUGAGGAAGAACUGGUUAGUACUACUCUCUUUCACCUUGGGAAGCAAGGGUGGUGCAGUGGUGAGAGCACUCACUUCCUGGAUCAGUUGAGGUUUCUAGGUAACCCACCACCUACCCCUCCCCUAAGUCAACAUUAACGCACACUUCUCACUUAGGGCAAAAUUGUGACUUAGGGGAGGGGUAGGUGGUCACUCACCUAGAAACCUUGAUAGAUCCCGCUUCCCACCAAUGUGGCCUUGGUUUGAGUACUGGUGUAGAUGCAAUAUGUAGGUUGAGUUUGUUGUUGGUUCUCUCUCUUGCUCUAAGAGGUUUUUCCCCAGGUACAAAUUACAAGAAAAAACUACAGUUUAGCAGCUACAUUUUGUUAAUGAGGAAAUUAAUAAACUUUAUAUUUUCUCUUUUCAGUGAAACUGUGAUAUGGUCACCUUAAUUAUACAUUUUUUUUUCAGACUUUCCUCCAAGCCAGUGGAAAAGUAAGCAAAAAGAAAUCCAUGAACAAGCCAAGAUCUAAAGUAAAGAAAACUAGUGAUGCUGGCGCCACUAGCAGUACCAUAAAAAACAAUGAACCAGUUAAUUUAAAUGAAACAGCAUCCAGGCCUGGCACUGCAAGUAGUGUUGGAAGGAAAGUUGAAGAACUAUUCCAGGUCAGUAAAACAUAUUAGUUGCUAAUGGCUAUUUAUUCUGCACUGAUCUUUUAACUGUCAUCCUGUUACCAAUGGCCAGUUACCAAGCAUGUGGGUUGGGGUGGGGCUAUAUGUCAUAUAUGCCUCCAUUUUUUAAAAAAUAAGCUUAAUUACCCGUAAUUAACAACUCCAAAAACAGUACUGCCGGGUAUACAUUAUCGUCUGUUAGACCUUAUUCCAAAAUGGGAUCAAAAUUUGUUGUUUUUUGUCUUUUCCCCUGUUGCCUUGCUUCAAGGUAACACUUCUUUCGAAUUCUGCAGGUGCAAUCGAAGUGUGAGGGCUAAUUAACUGCUAAACGUAACACGUAAAAGAAGAGUAGUGUUGUCUCCACUUUGGAAUAAAGUGUAUUAACUUAAUAGGGGUUUAAUCUAGCAAAGCCCAGUGACCCUUGCCUUUAAACAACCAGAUGGUCAUGCUUUUUACAUGGCCAAACUUUGAUAUAAUAAGGUACUACGGUCUUGACUGUUUCAGAGCUUUUAAGUUCUUUUUUCUUAGAGCACAGCCUUGCUUAACCAAGGCUGUUGAACUGAAAGCUAUUAUGAGCUGGUUUCUGUGUUAUAUUUGGGGCUCCCUUAGCACCAAAACAUUGAAAAAAGUAUUUUCGAUUUCAUUCCAGGAAUCUAGAGAAUCACAAGUCAGUAGUGCAGCUGCUUCUGAUAACCAAGCACCUCUGUUCUCUGAUCGUACAGAUGAAACAGAUAAAACAAUAACAAGGUAUCAAAAUGUCAUAAAAUUAACAAAAGCAUAUGUUUUUGCUUAUACCUCAAAUACCUUUGUAAAAGGAGAGUGUCAGGGAUAUUUUUGCUAAUAGAUAUCCAGAUAUGCUUUCUUUUAACAUAGGAAAUGAUUGUGUAAUAAAACUAAGUUUAAAAAUAAUAAUUAAAUAAAUAUUUUUUAUAAAAAUAUGUGUUUCUUUUUUUCUUUUCUUGAAAAGAUUUGGCAGGGUAUUUCAGUACAACUAAGAUUCAGUCAACAGGAGGAGAUUGCACUUUUGUGAUUUUCACCUAGCAAAAAUAAUUUAAUUUAAUUUUGUUUCAAACAAAAUGCGCCUCAUACAAAAUGAUUUAUUUCAGAUUUUUUCUUUGUCCCUUUUCCACAAAGCUAUUUUAUUUCAGAUUUACAUUGAGAUUUCAUGAACACUGGUAAUUAGAUCAAUUUUCAUUGAAAAAAAAUUGUGUCUUGAUUGGAGCAAUGAUCAUUGUAUAAUGGUUUUGUUCAGCUCACAGGCAGGUGUUGAGAGUAAGACAACCUUUGAUGAUCUUCUUGAGUCACUAAAGCAGUUGGAGGAGGAACCAGUAGGUUUAAUCCCUGUUGAGGAAAGCACUGAGCAUAAGUUUGGUGGAUGGAGUAAGUGCCUGCGUUACAACUUUAUGAUCGGGGGCACCCAAUGAGCGAAUGUUUCCAGAUACAUCAGGCGUGCCUUAAAAAUUAAUGGUUUUCUCUAUGCUUUAGAAGCCUCUUUGGUUAAUCUGGAGCAGCCAAACUAUUUACAUGUAUCUGUUUGGAUGUCUUAGGGGAACUUUGUUCAUCUUGAAAGUUUUAGGUAGCUGUUUUGUAUCAUCCAAAACUGUUAGCUACUCUGAUUGGUCCUGUCCAAAAGUUCGGGGACAUGGAGUAGCUGUACUUUCAUUGGAUGAUUCUAGGGGAAGUUUUGAGGAAACCUUUUUUAAUAUUAAUCACAGUAUCUUGGUAAUGAAAAUUAAUGUGAAAAGCACAACCUCUGAAAAUUGUACACCGAUGGAACAGUUAUCCAGAAAUUUUUUGCCUUUCUUGAACUUUCAAAAUGUCUAGGUAAUGUUUCCUCCUUUGAAUAGUUAUUUUACCGAAAAAAGUCAUUGGGUACCCCUGAACGAUGUCUUGAAAGUUUUUGUCUGUCUUAAUAUUAAUUUUGCUUGAUUAAGUGAGAUAAGAUUAUUUCCCUUCCCAGCAUUUUAUUGUGGUUAUGUAAUUUAUUGUGGUUAUGUAAUCUGUUGCUCGAGAAAUAUCCGUAAUCCUGCAUUAAGAGCUCAUUUUGUUUACCCCACCCCCGACUGUCUUGAAUUCCCUUUUAGGGUCACACUUUUCUUGAAAAAUAUUUGCCUUUAAGAGACCCUUGUCACCCACCCCUCUGAAUUUCCAAUUUCCAAUAAUAUUUUUGUUGAUGGUUACCAUAUCAAUUCAAUGCAAUAUUUAUUAUUGCAGAGCAAGACUAUGAAAACAGUGACCAGGUUAGUCUAUUUUCAUUGCUCUCUACUAGCUAAAGUACAGUCCGUUUGUGGACCUCUGUUUAGAGUACAACAUUGAUAGAGCAUUAAACCUAAAAACACUUUACAUUAAGUUUACUGUGUGCGUAUGCCAUACAAGUACAAAUUAACCAAUCCCUGCUAGUCCCUAUGGAUGUAACAAGCAUGUGUUAUUUGUAGUGCUAUUUGUGGGUAAGCAACCAGGAGUUGAAGAGAUGUGGUAAAUUAGCAAAUUUCUACUAAAAAAUUGUCUCACACUAAGUUCUUUAAUAUGUCUACCCACUCAAACACACACAUGCAUCCAUUUUUGUCUCAUUAUGCAACACUUUGGGGAGGAGUAUUGUGCAAAGCUUCAAAAAUGGCUGCUUGGGAGACUACCCAAACGCCUGUAGCCUGCAUUGCAUACAGUUUUAGAGUAAGCAAAUACUUAUUCCUGCAUGGAGGUUGAAGGCUCAGGAAGACUGGGCAGAUUAACAUCUUUGAUCAGCACAAUAGCUCUUGUGAGCUCAUCUGCAAUAUAAUGUGUGUCUGAUGUUUAGUUAUGUACCAAAAAUCUGUCUGUCUGUAUGUCUGUCCAUCUGUCACAGUAGUGUUCUGGCAAGUGCUGGUUUUCUACAGAUUAUAUCCCUCUGAAAAUAAUGUAGCAGUAAGUUAGCUAAGUACAUCUACCUGUACUUUUUCAGUCCCAAUGUCAAGAGAAGAUCAAUAUAGUACUACACUGUGUAUUCCAGUAAUGAUGUUUUUUUUUAUAGCCUUAUCUCUCUUAUGCUUCUUUGGAUCAGUUAAACAAAGCCAAAUUGGAAAGGUAAGUUAUUUUCUUGGUUAUAGUUUCUUGGAUAAGUGGUUGCUAUGCAAAUAUGCAGUUUGCUGAUUUACUUUUUGUUCAAAGUCAGCCCAUAUUUUAGGCCACCUCUCCCCACAACCUUCCAACAGCCAACCAUCUCCCCAUAACAUCAGCACUUACUGUAUUAAUCAGAGGGGUGGGGUCCAUGAUGAAUUCAGUUAAUAUAUUAACAACUCUUACGUGCUGUUACUCAACUAAACUAAGUAUCUAGUGCAAACUGGACUGGAGAAGUCUUUUGGUUAAUGACGAUUAGUAGUCCAAACAAGUAUCUCUUUGUAUCAUUUUUAGGUAGUUAUUUGCAUGGGACUGAAAUGACUUCUUUUGAGAAAACGAUCUCUUUAUUUAACGCUGGACUAUUUUUUUAUUUGUUAUUUUGUUUGUUUGUUUUUUUUUCUUACUUUAGCCAAGGCCAAUCAGGUGCUGCAUUGUCUGCUGAAAAACUAAGGUACCCCGCCGGUAUGAUAGUCGGAAGUCCGUGUACUGUCUUUAGUGAACUUACGUAGCAUUACAGAAGAGGAAAGAAAACGGCAAACCUUGUGUGACAAGCGUGACAAUAAGUUGACUUUCCUUUAAACAGAUCUUUUUGUAAAAGACCAUGAAACAUUGAUGUUAGUGAAGAUCACGACAGAACACGCACGUAAUAGCCUUGUCCCGUUGGUCACGCGCAUGGGAUUUGCCGUCCUGUUGCGUUAACUCAUCGUACUGUGAAGAAGAAACUUUUUCAUGAAUGAACGCCUCCGAGAAAUGGGUACUUCCCCCCCCCAACCCUCCCCCAAACGACAACUAGAGUUGGUCCUUUCCAUUCUGCAGUCAUUUAUUUGUCCCUCUAUAAACCGACUGUCUCUCUAAAAUGGACUCUCAGUGCCGGUCCUAACACUUUACACUGGUUUCGCUACUUGCCAAACUCAGCGAAGGGGGUAACGAAUUCAGCAAGUAGCGAAAUCGGUUGUUACCGUCCUAACAGUAUCUGUUUUGAGAGAGUAGACAGUAUAUCUGUCCAGUAAUCAUUAGGAGUGGUGGGUAACUUUUUUUUUUUUUUCCCAGGAGUAUCUUGACGUUCUUGGAUGAAGUAGAAAAAGCUGAGGAUGAUGCUGUCAGCGACAUCACUCAGGUUUGUGCCAUUAUUUAGCUUGGUUGAUGAGGGUGUUGAAAUAUUUCCACUGAAAUGAAACCUCAUGAGCAGUUUUUUUUGCGUGGUUCUAGUUUUUCUUUAAGCAUUUUACAAAAUGGGUUUUCAUAAAUUUUCACUUUGGCAUUUUGAGGUCAAAAAAUAUUAAGGCAGCUCAUAAGUUGCUUCUUGGAUUUGUUCGGUAAAAUCUCGGUGAGUGCGUGGAGUUAUCUUAAUCGUUUUAAGUUAACAGUGUUAUUGCGUUGAUUAUUUAGGCUCGAGAUGGUGCAAUUUCUCGCGGAUUACCAUCAUCAAGCACUUCAGCUUCUGUGGCAGUAGAUAGAGAGUAAGUAUCGAGAAACUAAUUUAUAGUCCUGCGUGUAUUCAGCGGUCGUUUGAACGAGUCACGGAAAGUGCCCCCUUAUUCCGAACGAGUUCAUUGUCGGUUCACCAAACAUUACAUAUUCAUGGUCAAGUUGUCAGUUUAAAGUUACUGGCGUUAUUUUAUUUCAGUCGGAAUAAAAGCCUUAAUUCCAAUCUCUCGUGAAGCGAAAAUGUGGAAACCAAGAACGCAAAUUUUGUUUAUCUUCUUAAUUGAUUAAUUUGUGAAAGAGGACAGCUGGGCUGCGCUGCGCUGCUUUCUCUAUUGUUUCUGACCCGGCUUUUGGUUGCGCUACGUUGUGAGAUAAUGUUUAUGAUUUCCUUGUUUAUCGUAUUUAUGUUUUUCUUUUAGAGUAGCUUUUAAUGGAGAUGUGAGACGGGACAAUUAGCAGAGACGUUUUUUGCGCAACACAGCAUUACAACGUUGUUGCAGCAUUGUUUCGAAUGGUUGCCACAUUGUUCCUGCGUUGCCACGUUGUGUCUAAAAAUCGUCGUUGCGAAUCGUUUCGUUGUAACAUGACCUUAAGUUAGUUUCUGAAGUAAUUAUGGGAUUUCUUUGGUCUGGCAAUGCUAGCUAGUACUGUUCUCUGUGAUUGGCUUAUAAAUCACGCGCGUUUUUCUAGGCCAGUUAGGAGUAAAACUAAUCCUACAGCUGUAACAUGCUUGUACGCAUUUUCCCGCGCUUUGCACCGGGUAAGACUACUUCAAGAUCUGAUUGGUUUGUUAAAUCUUCUACUCGUGUUCUGAUCGGCCAGAGUUAUUACCUCGGUUCAAUACCCCACUUUUUCAUUGAGUAAUUCUUUUCUUCGCUACAGAAAGGAAGAGGCCGCCCUUGAAUCUGCUGCUGCAGCGGCUACUGACGUCACAACAGCCAUGCUUGCAGUAAAGAUAGAGUUAGAAGAAAAGAAACGAACCAAUGACUUGCUUCAAAGGGCUCUGGUUAGUGAACGUCAGCCUUAAGUCACACCGCAAUCAAAUUAUCAACUACCUUUCGAAACCUUUACUAUAACAUCAGUUCUCUGAAUCCUUUUGUCUUUUUUAAAACCCAGCAUUCAUGGAAAUCAGGUUUUUAGUGGCAUAUUGUUAUAAGUUAUUAUAAUAUUACGAUCAGGAUUUUUAGGAUUUUAGUCAUUGUAUUGGAAUUUAUUGUACCUGAUGAAUUUUUUUACCGUGUAUAAAUAAUGAUUGAAUGAUUAAAGAUUAAAGAAAGAUGAAUGUCAAGGAGUGCUUUGGGUCUGCAAAAUCUGUCUCUCAAAACGAGAUACCGGUCGCGGGGACUUUACUCACGUCGCGUUUGCUUUUUCGUGCUUGCCUGUGUGUUCGCUUGGUUCGCAAUGUGUAGAUAAAUUAGGAUCUACUCGCAGUUUAUCCUUUACUGAAAUAGGCCACAUUUUUGGGUCGAUUUUUUGACUCAGGGAAGUAGCUAAGGUUCACACUGAAACUAGCCUGCGUGGCAAACUAUACCAAAAGUCUAGAUGACGCGUUGGCCGUCUGCAACCCAGGCUGAAAUGUCGAACCAGUUGUUAAUCCAUCGGAUCAUCUCUAUCCAUUCACAAUUGGUUUCCCUAAUACUUAUUCGCUGGAUAGUUAUUUAUCCAGUGGAUAGCGCUAUCCAUCUUUUGAACAACCUGGGCCAGGCUUAAAAUUCACCAUCACUUUUCUAUCAUUGCGCAUAAGCGCAUAUCAACAUUCCAGUCCUAGCAGUCUGCAGGAUGUCUGUCACGUGAACCUAGUUUAGUUGCCUUGGUUCCUACGAGUCUCCUGUAGCUUAGUGGUAGAGCAUGUGGACUACUGUGGAACCUCGAUAUAACAAAGUCCUCGGUAUAACGAAUGAUUUUCUUUAUCCAAGUGAUAGUAAACUGUAUGGAAAAGUACCUCGAUAUAACGAAACCUCGUUACAGCGAAGACAUUUUUUUAGUCUUUUGGCACUUCGUUAUAUCGAGGUUCCACCAGAAAGUCAAAGGUUCGACUCCUGUUGGAAUAACUCGGAUCUUUUCUUCCAACUGAAAAAAACAUCUUUCUCACCAUAUUCUGUUGUUUCUCUUGUACAGAACCAGCAGCGGGAAUUCACGCUUCGGCAGGCAAAGGAGAUGGAGAAAGAUGCGAAACAGAGACUUGCUAUUCAACGACAAGAAUACGAAGCUGCAAUUCAGAGGCACUUGUCGUUCAUUGAUCAGCUUAUAGAUGACAAAAAAGUUCUUUCGCAACGGUGCGAAGAAGUGGUGAAUAAACUCAAAAGUACCGACAAAAAGUACGGAGACAAAAUCAAGCAAAUGGAAGACAAAAUCAGUUAAGCAAAUGAAUAAAUAAGCUCGUUUACACUUGUGUGUAUAAAUAAAGGACAGCGGCGGCGGUGGUGGGGCUCGAGCAAAUAAACCAAACAAAUCUUUCCAAGCCAUUAAUUUUCUUUCUUCCUUUUUCUUCUUCUUUACUAACGUAUUCCUACCUAACUAUAUAUAAUGAAAAUAUUUUACAAAAGUGGGAAUAAAACUGAAUUGAAUUCAAAUGUUCCAGCUCAGCUUAGGACUCGAACUCGGGACCUCCCGGUCGUCAGGACAGCGCCCUAAUUACACGGCCAUGCUGCCCCAAACCAGAUAUCCAUAAGCUCAUUGCAAAGCAUAAAGCGGAAGUGAAAUAGCAUUGUUCUUGAGAUUGAGUAAAAUUGUGAUACCCUGAUCUUGAAAAGACGCAGUUUUAUUUGUAGCUGUUGUUAGGUUUCCUCUUUGGUAUUAUCUGCUGUUACUGGAACAUUUAUUGAACUACAAUAUAUUAUUGCUAGAGUUUGAUAGCUUGUGUAAAAAACGCGUUGAUGUUUGUCGCGAGAUUUGCUGGAAUUUUUUUUGUAGUCACCAAGUUGAAAUCAAGAAGCAAAAAGAAGUUAUUUUGGCAGCUGAAAAACUAAGGCGUGACAAAUGGAUUAACGAAAAGACUCAGCAAAUUAAGGUAACAAAUGCCCUUCCCGGAGUCAGAACUCUUUGGACUACGUUCAUGGUCAAGUAUGUAGGCUUUGCGAACUUUUCAAAAAAAAUGCGUAACGCGUAAGGCAAAGAGACUGACACUUGUUAAUACCAUGCAAGAUACUUUUCAUAAUCGCCUACAGUUGUUUAUGUAACUGCUUCCAUCCUUUCUGUUCCUUCUUUUCUCUGAAGAUUCUUCCCUGACUAGUCCCCACGAGAACGUUGUGAAAAAUUGGUGGUAUUUACGACAAGAAAUUAGAACGAGACGACAAGGAGAAGAGUACCACUUUCGCGUGUCGUCCCAAUCUUUCUCACCGAAGUUGUUUGCUUCCUCAUCUGGAGACUGAGCGCUGCCUAAACUGACUUGUUUCAUUUAAUUUACGCAAUUUUUGCUUACUGGAAGCACCCAAGGGCUCACACCUCCGACCUUAAUACCAAAAUAAUGCAAACCCUUUUUUCUCGUAAAUCAACAGGAGGUUACUGUGAAAGGACUGGAACCAGAUAUCCAGAAGCUCAUUGCAAAGCAUAAAGCGGAAGUAAAAAAGCUCAAAUCCACCCAUCAGGUAACGUCACCACGUGAUCAGUGCAUGUGUCAUUACCACGUGACAUGUGUUGGGUCGACUACAUACUGUUGAACCCUGCGCGUUAUCAAACGCUUGCUGUUUUGCCAGUUAGAUAGAGCAAACGUACUGUGUAUUUACCAAAAAUCGAUCGCAUGUUUUAUUUUAGGGCUAUACAUAUAAUUCCUCAUCUAACUGACAUAAGUUGCGUGGUUUUUCGCGUCUCAGUGUUGUCGUUUGUACAGCAAUCAUUGCUUUGCAACGGUAACAUAUUUUCUGUCGCUUUGAUUGGUUGCAGAUGUACCCGCGCUUGUCAUUAUUGCUCGUUUCCUUUUCUUUGUGUUCCUUUUAUUGCAUUCAAUUUGUUGAGGUGAACUGUGAUUGGCUUAUUCCGAAAUGAUAGUUGAGUGAGUGUGAUUGGUUUACAGGGGGAGUUACUUGAAGCAGAUGAGCGUGCAGGCAGAAGGUACAUCCAACAGAUAGAGGAACUUAGAGAUCAGUUGGAAAGAGAAAAGGAGUCUGCUUGUUCCCGGGAGAGGGAACUCUCCCAACAAAGGUAAAUGUUUCCUAAUCCGUACUCCGUCUAUAGGCUAUACUAUAAGGUAGAAGGUAAAGCUCCUUAUUUAGCGUCGGUAAAUGGUAACAGUCAUCAUUUGACUGCCGGAUAAACCAGCAGCCCACGGUGUGCUUCUUUUUAUUCCUUCCACUCCCCCCUUUCUCACACCAUUGGUGCUCUGUGUUACUAGUAUUUAAAGCUACUUAAAGCUACCGUAAAGGAAAGAAGCAAGCGAAACAAGGAUUUGAGGUCACACCUGGGAAUCGACUUCGAACCUCCCGCACAAAAAGCCGCGCACUAACCGGCUAAGUUAAUCCUUGCUCCUCAUACUCCCUCUUACAGCCUGGGACCAGGCUCCUUGGUGGGGGAGAAAGGGGAAAAAGCUCACCAGGUACAAGGGGAGGAGGGGGGGACUUUUCCUCUUCCCAUCACCUCCGAUAUUUAGCCCCCUUUCCCCAAACGUAGAGCCUAUAUAUGACGACGUUGGUGCCGGAUAUAGUUAUGAGAAACUCUAGCAAUAGCAAUAAUAUCUUGAUAGCUUUUAUUUAGUCUUGAUUUUCCUUUUGAAAAGAUAAAUUUUUAUUUAUCCGGACUAUCAGAGAGAGGGGGUUGAACUUUUAAGGGUUUUAAAUGUGUCGGUGAAUAAAACUAUAACCUGUUAUUUUAUUCGAACGAUCACCUUAUAGAAUUUUAUCAUCAUAUUCAAAAUCUUGAUCGAUUUUAUCCCAGGCCAGCUCUUAAAGAUCGUGUUUAUGUUGCUUCCACGUCACUCGUUUGUAUAGAUAUGAAAAGCAGCUGGAGCAAGAGGAACAGGCAUACCAACAACAGCGGCGGCGUCUGUACGCAGAAGUACAGGAGGAGAAGGAAAGAGUAGCUUUGCAGGCUCACAAACAGCGCCAGGAACUAGACGAGGCGCGCGAGGCUUUAGAGGUAAUCUAAAUCUUCUACCUUCACGCACUAGUGAAUUUCUUUGUUUUCUCCUCAGAAAUUAUUAAUUUGUUCGCGAAAUUUGGUGUCGUAAUCCUUUCCUUGGCUUAUUUAUCCUCUUUUUCUUUGCAGGAAUCUCAUAAAAAGUCUAUUUUGGAGAUGCAAACAAACCAUCAAAGAGAAAUUACUAAUCUGGAAAGAAAACACGAGGUAUCGGAAUGUAUUAUUCAUAUAUAUUACCAAUUUUUUAGCUCCUCGUUAGGGUGCUUUGCACUUCUCACAUUUGAAGGGCAAAGGGGCCUUGAGAUGACUUCGACUCACUUCAAAUAGGUUUAGUUCUUCGGGGGGAACCCAAGUCAAUAUUCAACUCACAUAACAUAUCAACGCCUUGCUCCUUUUCAGUAUAAAAACACUCUUGAAAACAAACAAUUUACUUAGCGUGAACGAGUAACAAACUAUUUGCACCAGUUUUAAUGACAUUGCACGCUUUGCUUGAAUUUUAGUUGGAGGUAAACGAGCUGAAGGAGAGACUGGACAUCGAAAAGCAGGGCUGGAUCGAGAACUACAUGAAAAAGCAGGUGCGAAGCUUGACCAUAAGUAACCAAUCCAGUUUCUUUUCAAGUUUUUCAUCCAUAAUUAUCUCCAUAUCUUUUCAGGACGCCGUACUUAUGGCUAAAGAGCGUGAGUUGAAAGAGGCGGUGAGAGAAGGUCGUGAUAGGGUGAGUCAGGGGGUUUUUUUGCGAGUUAUUUUUUUCUUUUGUUUUUUGUCAUUUUCUUUGUUUUUCCCAUGAGCUAAAACAUGUAAACAUCAGGCAGAGACGGACGAAACUCUAAAACUCUUGCAAAAAUUUGAUGACCCUUGGCGACUUAUUUUUGCUUUGGGCGACUAAGGAAUCGUUUUUCUUUAAACUUAAAACACUAACCGUGCAAACUUUCAUCGGUUUCAAGCAACGUCAAUUUUUUGUAGAGAACUGUUCCUUGAGAAUACAGCGAAAGGUGGCAGAAUACAUAGAGACAGAUAGCUAGCCUCUGUUGUACAAAAUUGCUACGGUUCCAACUUUGUUGUUGGUUUAUAUAAAAGUCAUUUUACAAUGGAGAGUAUUGAUUCUCACGCAGGAAAUUGAAAUGGUUAUAACGAGACUUGAGGAAGAAACGUCGCUGGCGAGAGAGGAAUGCGAACGAGCUGCAGAGAACAGAAUCAAGUAAGUCGUGUCGUUUUCCUUCACUGUCAAACUGCUUAAACCGAAAUAUACAUUUUGGGAAGUAUUGAUUUGGUCUUGACCAGUCACAUUGGAGAUAUUAAUCAUACAAAUAGCGUCAAACAAAAAGUUAACCGUUCGGUUUGCUUCUGCCUGUUAGUGACAGUUAACUCUCUUUAACUUCUGAGAGACUAGAUGACCUACUUUGUACGGAAGUUGGAAGUAAUAUUUUUUGUAACCCCUGGAUAUCUUAGUAGGAGUAAUCGACUCAUUUGAUUUGCAUUUUUUUUCAGGCGCGUGAGGGAUAAGUACGAAUCCGAACUUAAGGAGCUGGAAGAAUCUGAGCGAAAGAUGCAGGAAAAAUACAACAGCAUGAAGGUGAAUGCAAAGUGCUUAUAUUAGUAGCUAACAAACGCCCUCGAGGCCGAUAAAUCUAUAUACUGACAGACGCUACCAAAAAGGGAUUAACAAAAGGAAAUGGAAUUAAGGCACCCUGAAAGAAACACGCAGAUAGAUAGGUAGUACAUGACAGACAAAGAGGCCAUGGUCUCUUGGACAGACCUAGACAGAACAAAGACGCGGACGGCGGUAGAGGUGUUCCAGCAGCUCUGACGAACAGAAGGUAGUCUGAAAUAUCACGUCUCUUCGCCCCACUCCCCAGCGCGCGGCAAAAUCCCCAGCGUUAUAAUGCCGUCCCGUGACGUCACAGACUAAUUCAUGCAAUUAUGCAUAAAUAUCUAAUUGGCGGCCAUGAGUGUGCUUUUCAGUCUCCCUCGCCUUGCCACCCGUUGGGAGGUGGGGCGAAGAGACGGAUGACUUUCAGACUACACUGAAGGAGAAUAUGAAUUUUGGGAUUGAACUUUGCAGGCUCGUUUAUCCGAGGUAGAUGGAGAAAAUGCGCGCUUAAAAAGCUUGUUGAAGCAGAAAGAUGGCGAAAUGGAAGACAUCGACAAAGUGACAAAACGGCUGCAAGAAGAAAGAGGAAAAGUUGCAGAUAUAAUUCGGCAGGAAUUUGCCGACAGGUUGGUACCAACUCUGUAUCUCCAAGUCAAGAAAUGGCCGUUUCGGCAAGUUGUCGGUUAAUGGGAAUAGAGUGCGAAAGUUUACGAUUUUUUUCUUCGUGUAUCAGGCUUGUGACAACCGAUGAAGACAACAAACGACUCAAAACAGAAUUAAGUGAAAUGAAAGCUCGCCACCGACUGGAAAUAGAACGAGUAACCCGAGAAAAGGAACAAGAAAUGGAGGAAGUACAUAAGAGGUUUGUUGGUAACGUAUGAGAAAAUGAAGGACUAGCUGAAGAAAGGCUGCAAUUACCUUUGUUCGAGCUCUGAGGCGAGAGAUGUCACGCACAAAAUGUAAGCGAGAAUGUAACGCUUGGGCGUGACAUCCUUUUCGUGCUCUUAGGGCGAGACUGAUGCUGAGACUACUCACCUGCCACCAAUCGGGGCGUGGCUUCGAAUUCCUGGGGGAGGCCACGCCAUGUGUAUGUUGACUUGCUCGCUGGUUCUUGCUCGUUUCUCCAGGUACUUCGUUUUCCACGCAAUUUUACGUUUUGUCGUCCCUCUGCAUAAUUUUUCUAAACCCUUUCGGGGAGUGUUUCAGUUCAAACUAACGAACCACAAUUAAGUGAUUUUUCUGUAGCUGGGGUUUUUCGGCUUCGCCGCUCGCUCAUGUUUCCUUCGUUGCCUCUUGCCAACUAAACCUCCAGCUAUGCAGGCUACCACACAAAAAUAUCAGUUGGAUGGAGAUUUGAAAAUGUGGAGGUUUGUGAACUAUUAUUUGUUGUUCAACAGAGUGAAGCAAGCCAUAGCCAAGAAAGAAGAAACAAUGAAAACCUUACGAGAACAGCAUCAGGUAACGAAUCCUGUUAAAACAUAAACUGAAGAGCUACAUUUACUUUUGAUGGAUUAUCGGGCCGAGAAAAUGACUGAAAGAAUAAUUCGUUGAAACGUAACGAAGAGGCAAACCAGUUGGCUAUUUAUAGGGAUAGCAGAGAAGUUAAACUCGGCAUUACUGAGAAAAAUCCAUUUAGUGGACAGGGCGGGACUUGCAACUAAGGACAAUGGAUUGCAGGCCGUCCAGCGCGGCUCUGACCGAGCGGCCAUUCUUAGCCUUUAUAAGGCCCUAGCAUGAUGGGUAAACAAACUUGUUGUUUCAAACAGUGUAGGUCUUUUGGGUUCUUCUGUGACGGGAAAAAAAAUCCUUGGCGUAAAGCAGCAGCGAGAAACGGACUUAAAAUAUACUUUCUUCUUUUUUGCGUAGGCGGCCAUGAAACGAGCAGAGCAUUUGGAAUUUUUACUACAAGAACAACGAAAGAAAUUGCUGUCCUGAAAUCAAACCAGGAGCGAAAUGUCACCUCGCAUCUGUUGUUGUGAUUAAUGCCUCAACACUGUCGAAAAAUGACAUCAAGUAGGAGGGCUCCGGAGAAGACACGAGUUGCUCCCUAUAUCAGCACGAUGAGAGUUGGUCAGCGGGACAGGGCGCGCAUUUCAAGUUUUAUCUGGAUAAAACACGUCAGGUGGUACUAAAUCUUAGUGGAAAAAUCAUGCGCCGUUCGCCGAGGUUUCCAGCACAUUUGGCGGAAGCACCUAGUGAAGAACUCCUAGUGGAGGAUUUAUAACUGUUUCAGAAAAUAUAAAAUAUUUUUCGUGCAUUCUGUAGUGUCAUUCCUAGUCCGGCCUCACUAAAAAAGGAAGUCCAAAACUUCAGAAUGCGUUCUAGUUACUAACAAAUCAGUUGUUAUCUAUUAUUUUGGAGGAUUUGAAUAUGAAAUCAUUUUGUAUGUAUAUUUAUUUUUGCAAAUAUCGGAAAUGCGGCUCUUCGGGGCUAAUAAAAUCCUCAAAACUGU